AUGACGUGGAAUGCAAAACUAAAAUUUGAAGCAAAGGAACUCGUUUCUGACAAUAAGGCUCAGAAAGCUCCUCGUGUAUUAAUUAUUGGAGGUGGAGUUGUUGGGAUGACCAGUGCGUUACAGUUGUUGAAUAAAGGGUACAAAGUGACAGUUUUAGCCAAGGAGUACGCCUCCCCAGUCUCCUCCGGUAAACGCAUCACUUCUGAGAUCGCUGGUGCUCUAUGGGAAUGGCCUCCAGCGCUCUGUGGGCGACACACCAACGAAAAGUCGCUGGAGAGAGCCAAGGUUUGGGGCAUGGAUGGCUAUGCCAAGUUCAUGGAGCUGGCCAUGAAUUCAAAGGAAACUGGAGCUUUCCUCAGACGAUCUAUCUUUUACUUUAAGGACAAGGUAAAUAAUCUUCCUCAACAGUUGGAAAAGAUGAAUGAACUGAAUCAUUUGCCAGGGUUCCGCCAUGAUGCCAAACUCAUUGAAGAAACUGGGAAGUUAGAUCACAGCUUGAACACAGACACGGGUGUUGUGGACGCAUAUCAACACAUGGCUCCCAUGGUUGACACAGUCACCUACAUGCAGUGGCUUUACAAACAGUGUCGUGAAAAGGGCUGUCACUUUGUACACGAUGAGAUUCACGGAUUGUUGAGGGAUCAAGCAGAAGACUUGAAAAAGAAAUACAAAGCUCAGUUAAUCUUUAACUGCUCUGGACUCAACGCCAAAGAAUUGGCAGGAGAUGAAGAUGUUUACCCUCUGAGAGGCGUGAUUUUAAAAGUGAGAAAUGACGGAAGUUUGAUGCCCAAACUCAAUCACUCCAUGUGCAUCUCUAUAAUCAAGGAGUUUGAUGAGUCAGAUAAGGAAGGACAAAGCUUCGUGUUCAUUUUACCAAGAGGUGACGACAAACUGUGGUUGGGUGGAAUGGUGCAACCUCAUCAGUGGGACAGAGAUCUGACGCUCGACUAUCCACCAAUCAGAAGAAUGUUUGAGAAGGUAAAGGAGUUCUACCCACCCCUCCGUAACUAUGGAGACGAUGAUGUAGAGGAAGUGUUGGUUGGCUUGCGUCCUGCUCGCCAUGGUAACGUUCGUCUUGAGUGGGACCAUGUGUGUCCUUCUCUUCUGCACAACUAUGGACAUGGGGGCUUGGGUGUGACUUUCUCGUGGGGCUGUGCUAUUGAAGCGAGUGCUAUGGUGGAUCGUGUUUUUAAAAGACCACAGAUUUAUCUCUCAAAGCUUUGA
This is a messenger RNA of Stylophora pistillata, 1224 nucleotides long. RefSeq lists its product as uncharacterized. Gene Ontology annotation, biological process: D-amino acid catabolic process. Gene Ontology annotation, cellular component: cytoplasm. The record is from RefSeq and is a predicted model, not a curated record. Gene Ontology annotation, molecular function: D-amino-acid oxidase activity; FAD binding. Lineage: Eukaryota; Metazoa; Cnidaria; Anthozoa; Scleractinia; Pocilloporidae.